Molecule: messenger RNA, 942 nt
Organism: Trichechus manatus latirostris (Florida manatee)
Lineage: Eukaryota; Metazoa; Chordata; Mammalia; Sirenia; Trichechidae
Gene: SPACA6
Product: sperm acrosome associated 6
Exons: 8
Coding region: 1-942 (313 amino acids)
Biological process (GO): fusion of sperm to egg plasma membrane involved in single fertilization
Source: RefSeq, a predicted model, not a curated record
AUGGCCCUGCUGGCCCCUGUGAGCAUUGUCCCAUCUGCGCUAGUGGCCGUGGUGGUCAUCACGGCCCCCGCCUGGGCCUGCCUCCUCUGCUUCACGACCUACUCUGAGCGCCUUCGCAUCUGCCAGAUCUUCGUUGGGAUGGAGGAACCAGCGCUCGAGAAGUGUGAGGACGCAUUCACAGCCACCUUCAAGGGCCUCCGCGACAUGGAGAUCAACUACGAUGAGAGAGGCCGCCUGCACGACAUCUUUACCCAAAUGACCCACUCCCUCCAGGAGACAGCUGCGGCCCAGAAUUCCUAUGAGGAGGCUUUCCGUGCUGCCGCCGAGGCCAUGAAGGAGGACAUAGCACAGCUUAAAGAAGCCCCGGACUGCAUCCCUCCCUGCGGGCGCCAGGAGGUCUCCAGGCGCUUCCGCUGCCGCGGGUGUUACUCUACCCUCUGCAAUCUUCCUCUGGACUGCCCAGUUCAGGACGUGAAGGUGAUUCGGGGUGAUCAGGCCAUGUUCUUUUGCAACGUCAACUUCGAGCUUCCUAAGGAGAUCACCUAUUCCUGGAAGUUCGUAGGAGGAGGUCUCCGGACUCAGGACCAGACCUACUUCCGAGAGCUGCCGGAGGCCCGAGGGAACGUGGCGCGGAUCCGACCCGCGCAGCCCAAGCACCGCGGGACCUUCUCUUGCGAGAUCGUGCACGAAGAGCGCCCCCUAGCGCGGCUCUACUUCUUUCUUAAUGUGACAGGCCCGCCCCCGCGCGGGGAGACCGAACUUCAGGUCUCCUUUCGGGAAGUGGUGCGCUGGGCGCCACGCGAGACGGAGAUGAUCGAGCCCUGGAGGCCGAGCCUGGGCGAGCUGCUGGCCUCCCCCGGGGCUCUGACACCGAGCAACCUGUGCCUGCUCGCGGCCUCCGCGGCCUUCCUGUCCGCGAGUCUGAUCCUGUUCGGGUGGUAA